Neofelis nebulosa (Clouded leopard) is the source of this 6896-nucleotide messenger RNA. It is a transcript of the gene PKD1L3, whose product is annotated as polycystin 1 like 3, transient receptor potential channel interacting. Lineage: Eukaryota; Metazoa; Chordata; Mammalia; Carnivora; Felidae. Gene Ontology annotation, cellular component: membrane. Gene Ontology annotation, molecular function: calcium channel activity; protein binding. The record is from RefSeq and is a predicted model, not a curated record. Gene Ontology annotation, biological process: detection of mechanical stimulus.
CCCGCCGGAGUCCAGGUGUGGGCGCAGCGCUAAGCUGAGUUGCGGUACACUCGGCUUGGGGCGGUGUGCGUAGCUGUUCUGCGACCCUGCGACCUCGGCGACAGAAUGCGCAUAGGUAGAGCUUCAGUUCUAAGCAACACUGUCACCAAUAUCUUGAUCAUUUAAGUUGAACAUGUGAUAUGCUUGCGCUCUAGGUAAAGCAGGUAUUGAGACCAUAUAUCAGGCACUGAAAAAAAGGUUGGAAUGAAUUACGGCCCUGUGGAGUUGACCUCAGAGAAGUUUCCAUCAGCCUCAGGUUUCACUUAAAAAUGCCUUAAACGUAUGUAUGUGCGUAAGUAUGUAUAUUAAUGAAAGUGUUGGGAAAUCAACACUUUGUUACAAAGUCUUGUAACACCCAGAACGAUUCCAUUGCAGCGAAGACUUAGUGGACUCCUAGUCAGAAGCCUUCCAAAUUAAUUGGACACUCUUUUUCCUGCCAUUUCAAGACUUUUCAGUUUUCUAGUUUCCCUUCCCACUGCUGUCUCCACAAGUGCCCACCAUGCCCCACCCCCAGAAUUAUUUCUCUUUAUAAAUACUUUCCUCUUCUAUGCAUUUACUAAAUCACAUUGGCUUCUCCCGGUAUGACCGUUUCUUCUAUCUCAAUAUGGCCACGUGCUGGAAAUAAUUUCUUUCUCAUCUGAACUUUUAUAGAUAGAUAUAUGCUGUACCUGUCCAGUGACACUGUCUUUAUUAACUACAAUUGUUGUAUCUUUUUUCCCCUAACUAGACUGUACACGUUCUGAAAGUAGGGACCAUACCAUAUUUAUCUUUUGAUUACUGCACUGUUUUUCAGACUGAGGGAGGUGUAUUCUUGGAGUAUACUCUUAAGAGAAUUGUUGAUACUAGUAUCUUUCCAUAAUGAUUUUUAAAGGUAGUAUAAGCAUUUAGGCCAUUUGGAUAACCAACUGAACCCUGAAACCUACCAUGCUAUGUCAGUGCCCACAGUUAUUUGUAUUUGUUAUCACAUUUUGGUGCCAAGAAAGAAAACUGGCUAAACUAAAUGAUAGAUGUGCCACAGGUGCAAAACAAAUGACAUGCUGUAUGAACAAAGGUUUUUCAGCAAGCUAAAUAAAGUGGUGAGAGAACUGAUUUUUCCCUACAGCAUGGAAUAGCUUGUGUGCCAAAUCAAAAGAACCUGUGUGGUCAUAAGCCAGUACAGUUGUUAUGUCAGGUAACUGUUUAGUUCAGCACGUUUUCAUUUCAUUAGUUUUCAGUUCUGUUUGUAUUAAUUUGUAUUCAUUCGUUCAUGGUUGUGUAAGAGCUUUAGCAUAUAGUUUAUGCCUGGUUUUAUGACUGAAUGUAUUUAAAAAACAAAAUACAAUAACUUAGACACAGCCUGGGGGUCUGCCAGAAUGGUUUCCUUUUAAAAAACCACACAAUACUUUUCUCAAUUUUUAGCAGCUCUGACUUAGAUAUUCAUCUUCUUCUCCUUUACAGCUUAGGCUUAGCAAAUAAUUAGCUAAAAGCUAUCUGGUUGUGUAGACACAGGUGGUGGUGCCCUAUAAAGACUCCUCGCUUUAUUGAUCUUUGCUGUUUGUUUUCAGCUUAUAGGAACUCCACCUGGGUUCUUAAAUUAAAAACACACAAAACAUCUUUUAUCUCCUUGACUAAUUAUUCCCUAUUCCUAAAAGAAUAAUACUAACAAAUAUGACUAACCCACUAAGAACAUUUUUAAAGGACCAGGCAGCUGCUGAGCCCCUGCACUGUUGUUGCUCAUAGUUCACAGAGAAAAUGUUCUUAAAAGGAAGAAUCUGGCUUUGGUUAUAUGUCAGAACAGGUAUCAUUCUAGGAAGUGAGCUAAAUAGCCCAGAGCAACAUGGUAAAAAUAAUUGUUAUCAGCUUAACAAGUUUCACUGUAGCUUUGAGGAAGCAGAAAACUGCUGUGUCCAGGGAGGACACCUUGCUUACACUUGGAACCGGGAAGUUCGGGAUCUUUUCUGGGACUUUCUAGAAGAAAGGAGUAAGUGGUGGAUUGGACAAAAUCUCAUGCUGCUGGGAAAACAUCAAGAAGAAAAACAACCCAGAUGUCGCGGCCAGCAGAGUCACAAAGCCCACCAGAUGCACUUACAUGUCCAGAAACUCCAACUGGAUCUCAUCAACAGUGCACUUGGGCUCACUGGGGCAUUCUUUCAGUUGCCAGCCUGGAACAGCCAUGUCGCAGUUGAGCCAGCAGGGAGUUUGAACGAAGUGAUUCAUGGUUUGCAAAGUCACAGCAAACUACAGAGAGCUUGUGAGGUGCUCCAGAAACUGACGGCCUUUAUGCCAGAAUUUUCUAAGUCAGCUCAAGUUAGUGUCAUCAGUCCUCAUGUUUACCUGAGUGAGAAGUCACAGAGAGCACAUUUCAGAGCAAAGCAGUCUGGGUUUCAAAAACCCCCAACUGCCUGCCUCUCCGAGUCCCUCGACACUGUGAUGGAAGCUGCUGGAGCAAGUCCACAGAGGUCCAAGCAUGCCAUUGAGCAGGUAGAAAAUAUGCUGGAAAUGGCCUUGCUGGCCCUUGGGAAGAUCAAGGAAACAUUUCUACAGCAGAGCCAGUUUUCUGAGUCUUUAGUGACUUUGACCUCCAUCAUUGCUUCUCUGAUGCUGAGCAGGACUAGCUUCAGUUCCUUCAGGGAUUUUGAUGACAAGAACAUUGUUGGAAGUAUCGAAAGUGUGUUGCUAAGCUCUAAUCAUAAAUUUUUCCAAGUCCAUGAUUUAGUGGAAGAUAUUGAGAUCAUGCUGUGGAGAAAUGUUAGCGUGGAAAUCUAUCCCACCAGCAUCAACAUGAGCUCAGACCAUUUUAUUAUGACAGUGAGCAUCACUUCCCUGGAGAAAUCCCUGAUCGUGUGCAUAGAACCUGAAAGUCCCCUUUUAAUGACGCUCUACCUGGGGUUCCAGUAUCAGCCUAACCACACUCACUUCAACCUGAACAUCACCCUUCCAAAGAAUCAGGUAUGGCAAAAAGAUGAGGAAUGUACAGGGGUGCUGGCUCCAGAGAGUCUGCAGUAUGGGAGCAGCACCUACUACACAAUAGCUGUGCUGAAUAAAAGCCAGGAGAGUGCCCAGCGUACACCCACCCUGCUCUCGGAGACAACUGCGGUCACUCGCUGUCAUUUCUGGGACAGCCACAACAGCACGUGGGAGACCAUAGCGUGCCAAGUUGGGCCACAGAGUACAGUUUUGAGCACACAGUAACUGUGAGGUCACUGUAACCACCUGACCUCCUUUGGCAGCGACUUCUUCAUUGUGCCCCGGAUGGUGAACAUUGAAGACACUAUCAAGCUGCUCCUUCGUGUGACCAGCAACCCUGCUGGGGUGUCAUUGCUAGCCAGCCUUUUAGGAUUCUAUAUGCUCACCUUUGUGCGGGCUUGGAGGAAGGAUCAAACAUACAUGCAGAAGGUGAAGGUCACUGUCCUGGCUGAUAAUGACCCCAGCUCGUUUCACUACCUCCUGCAGGUCUCCACUGGCUAUCGAAGAAGGGCCGCCAUGCCAGCUAAGCUUAACGAAAUGAAUGUGGUUAUCACCCUCUAUGGAUCAGAGGGGCAGAGGAAGACCCAUCACCUUUGUGACCCCGAGAAGGCAGUCUUCUUUGAGCCAGAGCAUCUGGAUAUCUUCCUCCUCAGUACUCAGUCCUCUUGAGGGGAACUGCACAGCCUGUGGUUCUGGCAUGACAAUUCGGGGGCCAGACCUUCUCGGUAUGGAAACCGGGUAAUUGCCAGGGACGUGGCAGGUAAAAGGAAAUGGCACUUCCUGUCCAACUGUUGGCUGGCCACGGACCUUGGAGAGAGUGAGCCUGACCGGGUCUUCAAACCAGUCUCAAAGAAAGAACUCUUUUCCUUUAGACACCUGUUUUCCUCCAUGAUUGUAGGAAAGCUCACCCAGGAUCAUCUGUGGCUCGGGAACCAGUUUACAAGAGUCCAGAGGCUCUCUUGCUGCAUGACCUUGCUUCUGUGCGACAUGGUCAUCAACGUCAUGUUCUGGAGGAAAACUGGCACCACUGCCCAGAGAGAUGAGCAAGGUAUGGGUGAGCCCAAUGUUGGGUCCAUUGCUAUGACCUGGUCCCAACUGUUCAUCAGCAUCCAAACCGCUGUCUUCCUCUUCCCUGUCAGUGUCGUAAUUGGGAGGCUCUUCCUGCUGAUCUAGCCUCAGGAACCCCUGCCUCUUUUUCCUCCCGACCAGGCUUCCUGCCUUUCACAUGCUCCUUGUGAGCCUCUGUCUCAUAGAGGAUGUGAAUGCAGAAGGAGACUGGGAUUCCUACUCUGGAGAAAUAAGUACCUACUCUCAGAGUUGGAACAACCUUUAUGGAGUCCUUCCAACAUUAACAAGCAGGUGAAGCUUUUACCCAGCCUCCUCUGUUCUCACGUAGCAGGUCACGGCUCUCAUCAGAGGGCAGGACCCCACUGGUGUGAACCUCGGCCUGUAUUUUCAAUGGUUCCUGAAGGCCAGCAUCAUUUCUGUCAUUACCUGCUCAGAGUUCUGCAGAGGCUUCAAUCUCACUUAAGUGCACUGGGUCCCACUCAGGUUGACCAGCCUUGUGACAUCCUAGAUGCCACCAGUCAACUGCAAGAACUCCAGGAGCUCUUGGAAAUACAUAUUCUUCCAACAGAACAGGGGCCAUUCAGAGGCAACCUGUUCCCCCCUCUGAGCCCGGAAGAAGGGAAGAAGCCCAUCGCUAAUGGCCUGCCCCGAUGGUUGACUUGCAUCUCCUGGCUCCCUCUGGCUGUCACUAGCCCAGCUGCAGCCUUUUUUACUGCAUUUUAUAGUCUGGAACUGAACAAAGACCAGGCCACCAAUUGGGUUAUUUCAGUGACAUUAUCAGUGCUUCAGAACGUCUUCAUCAGCCAGCUAGUAAAGGCGAUCGUCCUCACAUUGUCCAUCUCACUGAUGCGGAACAGGAUGCCGUGUCUUACCAAAGAGAAGGAACAACAAACAAGGAGGAUCUUGGCACUCUUGGCAAAAUGUUCACCAUUACCUGGUUCGAGAGAGAAGAACAACCCCGUCUAUACAGCUCCAGCUUUCCACAGCCCGGGUAAGUGACCAGAAAGAACCUUGAAAGAGAAGAAACAUUUCAAGCUGACAGGAGAUAUUUUGGUACAAAUCCUCUUCCUCAUCUUGUUGAUGACUGCGGUCUACUCAGCACAGAACUCCAGUAGGUUUUACCUCCAUCAAGCUAUUUGGAAGAGGUUUUCCCACCGUUUCUCAGAGAUCAAACUUCUUAAGCAUUUCUACCCACAGGCCACUCACCUUCCUAACCUUUAUGGGGAUUACAGAGGUAUGGACACAGUCCUGGGGCCCCACUUCUGGGAUGCUUCUUGUUCAAAAUUUUCUACCAGUGACCAACACUUAGUCCUACCUUUCUGUCCUAAUUCUCCCAACUGGAGUAUCUCCCCAAGAACAAGUGAAGCCAUCUCACAAGAUCAGGAGGAUACAGAGAACUGUGGAGUCAACGGGGGCUCCCCUGAUACGAACAUCACAAAGUCAGACAGCAUUUGGCAUUAUCAGGAUCAAGAGGUACUGGGUGGCUAUCCUAUCCAAGGGGAAUUUGCCAUUUACUCAGGAGGAGGGUAUGUUGUGAGACUUGGAAGAAGUUCCAGUACUGCAGCCAGAGUUCUGCAGCAUCUUGAACAGAGCCACUGGCUUGACCAUUGCACCAAAAGCCUCUUUGUGCAAUUUGUGGUCUUCACUGCUAAUGUGAACCUGUUGUGUGCAGGGACCCUGAUUUUGGAGUCCAACAACAUGGGCAUCCAAGAAGGACUUUGGUCUGUUAUCUCACAAGUCCUCUGUUAUCUCCUAGUCUGUUACUACGCCUUCGUACAGGGUCAUUGGCUGAAACAGCAGAGGUGGCGGUUCUUCACUAGGAAAAGAAACAUCCUGGACACAAGCAUAAGCCUCAUUAGUGUCAUCCUGGGUCUUGACAUGAAGCUUACUUCUCUGCAUAAGAAAAACCUAGCACAAUACCACUAUGACCGUAACAGGUUCAUCAGCUUCCAUGAGGCAAUAAAAGUAAACUCAGCAGUCGUUCACCUCAUGAGCUUCCUGGUUCUACUGGCAACUGUUCAGCUGUGGAACCUGCUGGAUCCUAACCCCAGGCUGCAGGUCGUCAGAGCACCCAGCAAAGCCUGGGACAGCUUCCUGCUGUUCAUCCUGAUCCUGCUGACAGGCUAUGCCAUUGCUUUUAACCUGCUGUUUGGAUGGAGCAUCUGGGACUACCAAACUUUUUUCAGCUCAGCAGUGACUGCUGUUGGUCUCAAGAUGGGAAUCUCUCAUCACAAGGAGGUUGUUGUUUUAGAGCCAAUCCUGGGUUCUUUUCUGAUCCUCACCAGUGUCAUCUUGAUAGUACUUGUGAUCAUUAACCUUUUUGUUGUCAUCCUCAUGGCCUUUGGUAAAGAAAGUCCCUUAAGGUAGGUAAUUCUCUGGCUCAGUAACUGAAAUAUAAAUGUCAUGAUUCUUCUAGCAUUGGAAAAGCUCAACUGUUGCUGCUCUUAGGCGGACAUAAUGCACAGUAUUAGCAUAUUCCCUUUAUUGGUCUCUGCCAACCAUUUUUAUAGGAAACCCAGUUUACCAAGACUAUAUUAUGUUCUAUAUCCACUGUCCUAUAAACACCUGGUCCUCCACUAUUUAGCAGAAACACUCCAAUGCCUGACAGUAAAUCAUAAAAGGAAAUUUCCAGUAUUACUAUUCAUACUUUUUUUUGGUAUCUUGUGGUACUUUUUCUCUCCAACAUCAGGAUCAAUUGUUAAUUUCCCCCACUUUUCUCCUUUUGUCUUUGAACAGACUCUAAAAGAAGGUGCAUUCACAGAUGGUGCUGCAGAGAGUUUGCUAGGAAUCCAGCGGCACCAAAACACAUGAGCAAAUGGUCAUGAUAGCAAUGGGCAUUAACA